AUGAAAUCAGCUGCAAAUAUAGGUCAAGUGCAGAAGCUUACAAAGCCCCGUGCGAAAACUUCCUAUGUUAAAACUGCUGAAUUUAGGAAAUUGUCAAGACAGUCUGUACUAUCUCCAGAAAAAAUUGAUGAUCGAUUCAAAGGCGUGCGAAACUUUGGAAUAAUACGCUUAUCUCGAUUACUGGAAGAUAAAGAAUUUUGCGUCAUAAAUGAUGAAAAGGAACUGUCCAAAAAUGAUAUUGAAAAGCUCUUGCAUGAGCAUGCGGCUAAAGUUGUACAAAAUCCCGGAAAGAAGACGUUUUGUGUAAUUGUAGGGAAUCCAAAAUGGUGUAAAUCAAAAAAUGUUACUCAAAGUGGACUGUAUGACGUUGCUACGAUAAGUUGGCUCAAGAGAGUGACGGAGAAGAAAAAUUGGUCAAAUUUAAAAACCUGGUAUCCUUGGGAAGUGCUAUCUACUCGGUCGUCAACCAAACGUCAAAUCACUCAAAUUUAUGAUGAAUUCAAUGAUAGCUUUACAGAUGACGCUAAUGAGGGUACGCUUAAACGUACCCUCGAGAAAUCUAAACAAGCGAUAAAGGACCAACAUUUUUCCGUUGCUGAUUUGGAAUUUAUGGAUAAAAAAUUGUUUGAAGCUGGCUUGUCGCCUUUCUCAAUAUUUAGAGGCAUUAUAGGAUAUUUCCAAAACGCUGAAAAUAACGACAAAUUUGUAUUUCGAUUCAUGGCAGGAACCAUCUCUACGAACAUCAAUGAAAAAGUGACCCAUAUAUUUGUUUACUUAAACUGUUCGAGUAUCUUUGAACAUUACGAAGAUCUUUUCGUUUGUCAGAAACUUAAAAUUAAAAUGAUCAAUGGCAAGUGGAUAUCAGAUUGUUUUAAAAAGAGGAAACUACUUGCGGUUGAGCAAUAUAUUAUCCUGGGUUCAUAUAUGUUAGAUUCUAUAGUGAUCCGAACCAAAAACUUGAUAACCAAAAACUUGACGUCGAGGGGACGACACAAUUGAUAUCAACUGAUUUUUCUGUAUAUCCAGGUAUCUAUAUCUGAAGGCGUAGAAUCGGGGUGCAGUACCUUGAGUCCAAGGAACUGACCAUUAUGCCACCCUCUUUAAUGUUUCGAGGCUGACUUUUAUGAACAGAGGCCGAAGAUUUGUAGAUAAGAAGUCAUUGUAUUUUGGCGGUGUAUUGAAAGUCAAGAUGUGCAAACUGCGUGGUUUGUGCAACAACGUUUAAAAUAUUGAUUUUAACAUAUUAGAUAAUCAUAAAUAUGCACGAGUUUGUGCGUUUAUAUAAGAAUAUAAUCCUUU
Messenger RNA from Belonocnema kinseyi, 1299 nucleotides. Its product is annotated as DNA ligase 4-like. Bases 1 to 999 code for a protein of 332 amino acids. The transcript has 5 exons. Gene Ontology annotation, molecular function: ATP binding; DNA binding; DNA ligase (ATP) activity. Gene Ontology annotation, cellular component: DNA ligase IV complex; DNA-dependent protein kinase-DNA ligase 4 complex. Gene Ontology annotation, biological process: nucleotide-excision repair, DNA gap filling; double-strand break repair via nonhomologous end joining. NCBI's taxonomy places the organism in Eukaryota, Metazoa, Arthropoda, Insecta, Hymenoptera, Cynipidae. The record is from RefSeq and is a predicted model, not a curated record.